GCAACCGGCCCUGCUCCGCUGCCCGCCGCCGCGCCCAGAGACCGAGUUGUUUGCUGAGCCGCCAAGGCAGCUUCCAGAAGCAAGGACCCCACCUCCCAUCCCAGACGAGAUGUCCAGCAAAGGCUCCGUGGUCCUGGCCUACAGUGGCGGCCUGGACACCUCCUGCAUCCUGGUGUGGCUGAAGGAGCAAGGCUAUGACGUCAUCGCCUAUCUGGCCAACAUCGGCCAGAAGGAAGAUUUUGAGGAAGCCAGGAAGAAGGCGCUGAAGCUUGGGGCCAAAAAGGUGUUCAUCGAGGAUGUCAGCAAGGAGUUUGUGGAGGAGUUCAUCUGGCCCGCUGUCCAGUCCAGCGCGCUGUACGAAGACCGCUACCUCCUGGGCACCUCUCUUGCCAGGCCCUGCAUUGCCCGCAAACAAGUGGAGAUUGCCAAGCGGGAGGGAGCCAAGUAUGUGUCUCAUGGAGCCACAGGAAAGGGCAACGACCAGAUUCGGUUUGAGCUCACCUGCUACUCUCUGGCCCCUCAGAUUAAGGUCAUCGCUCCCUGGAGGAUGCCCGAAUUCUACAACCGCUUCCAGGGCCGCAACGACCUAAUGGAGUAUGCCAAGCAACACGGAAUCCCCAUCCCGGUCACCCCCAAGAGCCCGUGGAGCAUGGAUGAGAACCUGAUGCACAUCAGCUACGAGGCGGGGAUCCUGGAGAACCCCAAGAACCAAGCUCCUCCAGGUCUCUACACAAAGACCCAGGACCCAGCCAAAGCCCCCAACAGCCCUGACAUCCUGGAGAUUGAGUUCAAGAAAGGGGUCCCCGUGAAGGUGACCAACAAGGAUGGCACCACCCACCGCACGUCCCUGGAGCUCUUCAUGUACCUGAAUGAAGUCGCGGGCAAGCAUGGCGUGGGUCGCAUCGACAUCGUGGAGAACCGCUUCAUUGGGAUGAAGUCCCGAGGUAUCUACGAGACCCCAGCAGGGACGAUCCUUUACCACGCUCAUUUAGACAUCGAGGCCUUCACCAUGGAUCGGGAAGUGCGCAAAAUCAAACAGGGCCUGGGUCUGAAAUUCGCCGAGCUGGUGUACACGGGCUUCUGGCACAGCCCUGAGUGCGAAUUUGUCCGCCAGUGCAUCGCCAAGUCCCAGGAGCGCGUGGAAGGGAAAGUGCAGGUGUCCGUCUUCAAGGGCCAGGUGUACAUCCUCGGCCGGGAGUCCCCGCUGUCCCUCUACAACGAGGAGCUGGUGAGCAUGAACGUACAGGGCGACUACGAGCCAAUCGACGCCACCGGCUUCAUCAACAUCAACUCCCUCAGGCUGAAGGAAUAUCAUCGCGUCCAGAACAAGGUCACCGCCAAAUAGACCGGCUGACAAUGAGGAGGAGCUGGGCCUCCUCACUUCGCCCAUCUCCCAAGUACCGGCGCUAAUUGUUGUGAUCAUUUGUAAUUGUGACUUGUUCUCCCGGCUGGCAGCGUAGUGGGGGUGCCAGGCCCCAGCUUUGUUCCCUGAUCCCCUGUAGCCUGCAAAAGCGGUCAGCCAAGGGAAGGUUGGGGGCAGCUACAAUGGGGAGCUGUAAAAUGACAAUUAAAAAAAGAUACAUUAGUUUUUUGUUUCU
Messenger RNA from Talpa occidentalis (Iberian mole), 1598 nucleotides. RefSeq names its product argininosuccinate synthase 1 (gene ASS1). The record is from RefSeq and is a predicted model, not a curated record. Lineage: Eukaryota; Metazoa; Chordata; Mammalia; Eulipotyphla; Talpidae. Gene Ontology annotation, molecular function: ATP binding; argininosuccinate synthase activity. Bases 110 to 1345 code for a protein of 411 amino acids. The transcript is spliced from 16 exons. Gene Ontology annotation, cellular component: cytoplasm. Gene Ontology annotation, biological process: L-arginine biosynthetic process; urea cycle.